Miscanthus lutarioriparius is the source of this 537-nucleotide messenger RNA. NCBI's taxonomy places the organism in Eukaryota, Viridiplantae, Streptophyta, Magnoliopsida, Poales, Poaceae. The record is from the annotation of a GenBank genome assembly.
AUGAUGCAGCAGGGGGAUCAGACGAUGGAGUGCAGCGGCAAGGAGCAGCAGAUGCAGAUCGUGUGCGUGCGGGGCGCGUCGACGGGCGGCGCCGUGGUCGGCGAGGAGGUGGGGGAGUGGGCGGAGGAGCAGUCGUCGCGGUCGGCGCUGUCGCUGUUCAAGGAGAAGGAGGAGGAGAUCGAGCGCAAGAAGGUGGAGGUGCGGGACAAGGUGUUCUCCGUGCUGGGGCGGGUGGAGGAGGAGACCAAGCGCCUGGCGUUCAUCCGCCAGGAGCUGGAGCUCAUGGCCGACCCCACGCGCCGGGAGGUCGACGCCAUCCGCAAGCGGAUCGACAAGGUCAACAAGCAGCUCAAACCGCUCGCCAAGACAUGCCUCAAAAAGGAGAAGGAAUACAAGAUGUGCCUCGAGGCGUACAACGAGAAGAGCAACGAGAAAGCCACGCUGGUCAACAGGCUAAUGGAGCUCGUAAGCGAGAGCGAGAGGCUGCGGAUGAAGAAGCUCGAAGAGCUCAACAAGACGAUAGAGUCCCUCUAUUAG